Messenger RNA from Callorhinus ursinus (northern fur seal), 1735 nucleotides. It is a transcript of the gene ATG12, whose product is annotated as autophagy related 12. Gene Ontology annotation, molecular function: Atg8-family ligase activity. Gene Ontology annotation, biological process: glycophagy; protein lipidation involved in autophagosome assembly; autophagosome assembly. NCBI's taxonomy places the organism in Eukaryota, Metazoa, Chordata, Mammalia, Carnivora, Otariidae. The record is from RefSeq and is a predicted model, not a curated record. Gene Ontology annotation, cellular component: autophagosome membrane; phagophore assembly site membrane; Atg12-Atg5-Atg16 complex.
UUCUUCCGGAGGAUUGUUGCCGUGCAAAAGCGUAGGUGCGGUAUUAACAGUCAGGGCUCUGCGACAGGUUCCCCGUAGAGGACCAACCGCCAACUCCCAACUUUCACCUUUGGGUUGGGUUCCCCCCACCACCACUCCGGCGCCUCCUUAGCGACGCCCCCGGCGUAAAGCCCGCCCAUUGUUGAGCACGCCGAGCCACCACUUCCGCCCUCGCCUUCCACUGAGCAAGAUGGCUGAGGAGCCGGAGUCCGCGUUGCAGCUCCCUCCCUCAACUGCUGCUGAUGGCGAAGGACCUACAGAGGUCUCCCCAGAAACAGCCACUCCGGAGCCCCCUUCUUCCGCCGCGGUCUCCCCGGGGACAGAGGAACCUGCCGGCGACACGAAGAAAAAAAUUGAUGUCCUGUUGAAGGCUGUGGGAGACACCCCUAUAAUGAAAACAAAGAAGUGGGCUGUAGAGCGAACCCGAACCAUUCAAGGACUCAUUGACUUCAUCAAAAAAUUCCUUAAGCUUGUGGCCUCUGAACAGUUGUUUAUUUAUGUGAAUCAGUCUUUUGCCCCCUCCCCAGACCAGGAAGUUGGAACCCUCUAUGAGUGCUUUGGCAGUGAUGGUAAACUGGUCCUACAUUACUGCAAAUCUCAGGCAUGGGGAUGAAGUACAGAGAAAAAGCUCUUGCUAACCAGAUGAAUCUUCACAAAGCAAACAGCUCUGGAAAAAGUUGAUACUUGUGACAAGAGACUUGUGUAUGUGAUCUACACAGCAUGUAUCUUCUAUGAAUCAUGUUUAUGCAUAAAGAAAUCCAUAGAGUAGAUGGACUCACAAAAAUGUGAUUUGUAUUAAUACACAAAUCAUCGUAAAAGAUUGGCUUUACAGUAUACCCAUUACUACAACUAUUGUUCCAGAUCAGCCACCAAGGAGUUGAAAAAGGAGCCUAAGACUGUAGAAAACUUCUUUGUUACCAGUUCUCAGUGACUGAAAUUGUUUACUUGUAGAGAGAACACUCUGCUGCUUUUUUUCCCCACUGUGAAAGUCAGUUUUCUAAAGGAUUCUUUUUGUGCGUAUUCAGGGAAGUUCAGUCUGUGUGAGGUAUGCGGUGUACAGUUAGAUCUACAGUGUUAGGGAACUUUGUCCCAUUGAUCUGCUGGCUUUAUGUCCUGCACAGUCCAGUAGAGGGCAGCCUGGCUGGCAGAAGGAGUUAAGCAGUUUGGUUUUACACCUUUGCCAGAUGACAAUGGAGGAAAAUAGAGAUUCCUGCUCAUUUCUAGCAAACAUCUAGCCAAGAGAGCAUGCAUGUUGAGACACUGGAAAGCUGCUUUAGAGAAUAUGUGUGGUUUAGAAUUAUUUUAUUGAGAAACAGAAGGAAUUUUACAACUUCUGGACAAUUGAGUCAAACUUUUCAGUCCCACCAUUUAAAUGAUUGUGAGCCCUAAUGGUUGUAACUGUGGUGUUAUUUUGUGUCUUAUUUUUACAGGGUCAGAAGCACUCGGUAAACCUGGUGACAUCUUUUGAGUUUUUUAUAAUCUGUUUUCCAACUUGAAAAUACUCGACUAAUUGGAUAGCCUUAGAGUCUAUAUGUAUUUCAUGCUGUGACUGAAAGUCCCAUUUUCCCUGAUGCUAUUUGGUAAUUCCUUGAAGUGAGAUUCGGUAUUAUAUAAUUCUGUAUCAUAGUGGUAAUGUAGCAUUUCAAAAAGCAUUCCAAUAAAUUGAAUGGAAUGUCCAAACAGGAGCUAAGAUGUA